AUGAAAAGACUUCACCUUCUCUUAGGAAACAAUUCCCUAAAAGUGAUGAUUGCAGCGUUAAUUUUAUGAAUGAUUAUUAGUAUCCUUGCUUUAAGCUAUCUGAAGCCUCCAAGAGCUGAUAUCAAAGUAAUACUUAAAUAGACUGACAUCUCAAUGCCGAGCUUAGAAACUUGUCGAGAAGAAAUUAAAGGAGCAUUUAAGCAUGCUUGGUUUUCAUACAAGCGCUAUUCUUGAGGAUUUGAUGAAUUAAUGCCAGUUUCUAGGGUAGAAUCCAUAUAGAAUGGCAAGAAUUGGCUUUAUAUGGGAUCUACAAUUAUUGACUCAUUAGACACAUUAUGAAUUUUUGGUAUGGAUGAAGAAUUUAAAGAGGCUAAAGAAUGGGUGAAAAACUCGCUUGACUUCUCAGCUUGUGAUUGCGAAGUUUCUGUAUUUGAAGUCAAUAUCAGAAUUCUAGGAGGGCUUUUAAGUGCUUACUCCCUCCCUUCGUGAGCGAACAAAACCAUUGAGAAAAUCUGGGCAAAUCACCUCCGUGAGCGAACAAAAAUUUUUAAUAUAAAAAUGUUUUGAUAUAUAAGUGAUAAAUAGUAUAAUGGAAACUCUAGUUACUCUGUUGAAUUUAAACAGCUUGCAUUUUAAAACUUAAAAUUACAAAAUAAAUUAAUUUUUGCUUUAAAUUUUUUGUAUAAUUUUUUUUAAAAAAAUUACCCCCCUCUGUUAGCGAACAAAAAAUUUUGUUCUCUCACGGAGAUGGCAAGCUAUGAACUAUCAAAAGACUCUAUUUUUCUUCAAAAGGCAACAGAACUUGGAGAUUUAAUGGUCCAUUCAUUUACUCUACCUCAUAAUUUUCCCUAUCCAAAAUUCAAUUUCAAAAGAAAAACAGGAUCUAGUCUGGAUCGAUCAUUUUUAUCUAUUUUUGAGCCAAAUUGAAAAGAUACCUACUUAUCACUUGCUGGCUUUGGAAGUUUGCAGCUUGAAUUAUCUGCCCUAUCACAUCAUACAAAAAAUUCUAUCUAUGCUAAUCUUGCGAAUUCAAUAAUAAAACAUGUAUUCAAUAUCUGAAAAGAAGAUUUAUUUCCUAAUAAAAUUACACUUAAUGGAGAUUAUGUGGACAAAUUUUCAGUUGCUGCAGGCGUGGACAGCUUUUAUGAAUAUUUGUUGAAAGAAUACCUUCACACAAAUAAAACUAAUGAAUCACUUAAAGAGAGAUUUGUUAGAAGCCUAAAUGCAGUUAUAGACAACCUCGUAGGCCAAGACAGCUCUGGACUUUAUUUUUUAGGCUAUAAAUCGAAUAAUGCAUUAAUUCCAGAAUUCCAUCAAUUUGCUUGCUAUUAUCCAGGACUAAUGAUUCUUGCUGCCAACAGUCUUCCAUAUCUUGACAAACGUGAUGAGAUUAUUUUCUUAUCACAAGAAUUAGCUUCAACCUGCUACCAAAUGAACCAUAAAAGUGCAACAGGCCUUGCAACUGAAAGUGCUAUGAUAAAUAAUGGAAUACAGUUUCCUAUAUUAAAAAAUACAGAUCAUGGGCUCCGACCAGAGACAAUUGAGUCAUUUUGAUAUUUUUAUUAUUAUACACAUGACGCAAAAUACCAGAAAUGGGGAUGGGAAAUUUUUAAAGCCAUUCAAAAAUAUGCAAAACUGUCAGUAGGAUACUCCGAGCUACAAAACGCGAAUACAGUGCCACCUGGACGUACUGAUAGGAUGCAGAGCUAUUUUCUUGCUGAAACUUUAAAGUAUCUGUAUCUUUUGCUUUCUGAAGAUCAGCCUUUUGAUUUGGACGAAUGGGUUUUUAAUACAGAAGGCCAUCCAUUAAAAGUUAAUUAA
Molecule: messenger RNA, 1821 nt
Organism: Blepharisma stoltei
Lineage: Eukaryota; Ciliophora; Heterotrichea; Heterotrichida; Blepharismidae
Source: the annotation of a GenBank genome assembly